AUGGCACACAAUUAUUAUCCACCACAAAUAGGCAACUGGUGGCUCGGCGACAAUCUGGGGUCAGGUUUCUCUGGAUCCAUCUUCCGCGCCACAAACCUACACACGGGCCAAGUUGUCGCGCUGAAAAUCCAGCGCCUAAACGCCGAAUGUCCUACGAACAGCUAUGAGCGCCACUUCUACCCCGCGCUGCAGGGCGGACUGGGGAUGCCGACGCUGUGGGCGGACGGCACGUAUGGCAAGUGGGACUACCUCGCCAUCGACCUGCUCGGCCCCAGUCUCGACUCGCUCUUUCGGCGGAGCGGGAAGGCGGUCAUGGACCUGCGCAGCGUGUGCUGCAUCGGGAUGCAAGUGAUCAAUAGAUUGGAGUUCAUGCAUUCGCGUGGCGUGUUGCAUCGUGAUAUCCAGCUUGGGAACUGCGUCGUCGGGCUGCCGCCAAACGACAAGAUUAUCUACAUGAUAGACUUUGGCUUCUCGAAAUUCUACAUCGAUCCUGCUACGAAGCGCCAUAUACCAGACAGCAAGGUGAAGCGCGACUUCAUAGGCAACUAUUGGUUCACCUCCGUGGGAGUACAUUGCAGAGGCAGAGUACCCUCCCGCCGAGAUGAUCUCGAGGCCGUGGCGCUGAUGCUCAUACACCUCCUCACUCCCGGUGGCCUCAGCUGGACGCGGAAUGGCGUCCCAAGAACGGACGCUGCGCACGACCGCCUCAUGCGUGAGAAGCGCGAUACCCGCCCCGAAGACCUCUGCUGUGGUCUGCCAGCAGAAUUCGAGGAGUUCCUCCGUUACUGCCGCCGAUUGAAAUUCGCUGAGUGCCCUGAUUACUCUCGCUGGAUCGAGGAAUUCAAGGCUCUCUUGGAGUACAAGGGACAACCUACCAGUUCGCUCUUCAUCUGGCCGCCGCCAGAUCCACAACCUAUAGUGCAAGCUCCGCCAGCGCGACGCUCGCAACCAGUUGAUCCUGCAAAGGUGGAGGGAAUCCUCAACGGCCUGGUCAACGACAUGGCAAACGUGCACCUGGGCGAACGCCAGGUGCUGGGUGACCGCAGCGAAGUCGCCAACAGAGUACGUGUGACGAACGCCAACGCACCCGCAGCACCGACAGGGUAUGCGGACGACGUCAUCGUCAUCAGCAGCGACGACGAGAACGCUCCGGGUAAGGCGCCGGCGGCGGUGCGGCUGCCGAAGGCCAUGCAUCUCGCAAAACUUGCGCAAGCGGUGCCUGACGCGACGGACAACGUCGCGCUCGCGCGGGUGGUGCUCGAGUUCAUCCAAGUGCUGCAGGAGAACCGGUCGCGCACACUGACGAAGGAGGGGUUCGCGGUGCUGGACGCUCUGUACAAGCAGAUGGCGGACCCGUCGGUGUACGUGCAGCCGCUGCGCACGUCGCGGCCGCGCAACAGCGCCGCGGACGGCGUGGAGGAAGGGCCCGAGCCGCGGCAUGUGAAGACGAACAAGCUGUGGACUCUGCGGCGGAAUGCGGCGGCGGCGAAGAGCAACAAGGCGCUGGCACAGCUGGUGGCGGAAUUUGGGACUGUCAUCAAUCGCAGCAGCGGGCGCACCGUCACGAAAGACGCGUUCGGAUUCCUGGAUGCGUUGUCGGGGAGGUUGAGAUCUCUGGGCUAG
Sparassis crispa is the source of this 1623-nucleotide messenger RNA. Its product is annotated as Casein kinase I homolog HRR25. NCBI's taxonomy places the organism in Eukaryota, Fungi, Basidiomycota, Agaricomycetes, Polyporales, Sparassidaceae. The record is from RefSeq and is a predicted model, not a curated record. Gene Ontology annotation, biological process: signal transduction; endocytosis; peptidyl-serine phosphorylation. Gene Ontology annotation, molecular function: protein serine/threonine kinase activity; ATP binding. The coding region runs from base 1 to 1623 and encodes 540 amino acids. The transcript is spliced from 5 exons. Gene Ontology annotation, cellular component: cytoplasm; nucleus.